Molecule: messenger RNA, 981 nt
Organism: Lactuca virosa
Lineage: Eukaryota; Viridiplantae; Streptophyta; Magnoliopsida; Asterales; Asteraceae
Source: the annotation of a GenBank genome assembly
AUGGCGAUAGCAGAAAUCCAUCAAGAUAUCAUUCAAACUCACAUCUUGACCAGACUCAACGGUCAAACUCUCGCAGCCGCCGGCUGCACAUCUUCGCUGCUACAAUUCCUUUGCUCCGACGAGAAACUAUGGUCAGAUAUCUGCUCUUCCAAUUGGCCCUCCACCGAUGACCCUUUAGUCAAACAAGCUAUUUCCAACUUCCCCUCCGGCCACCGUUCUUUCUUCUCCGACUCCUACCCAUCUCCCUCCAACCACCUCACCACAACCUCACCACUACCACAAACCUCCCAAAUCAUCUCCUCCGUGGACAUCAGAUACCACGACGAGCUGGUUUUCUCAAAGGUUGAAGCCACAAAUACCACACCGAGCGACUGGUUCCAGUCUUCGCCGUUUCGAAUUGACCUACUCGAACCCAAAGAACUCAUCCCAUCGGUGGUGAAGUUUUCCGGCGAUGAUCAGGUAAUGCAAUCGAAUCUUGAAAAGCACAUGACUUUGAGUUGGAUCUUGAUAGACCCAUCCCAGAACCGGGCUGUGAAUCUAUCCAGCAAAAAACCAGUUUCUGUUCAACGGAACUGGUUGACCGAUGAGAUAGAGUUGACUUUUGCCUUUGUGGCGGUUUCCGGCGUUUCUGUGCAUGAUAACGACUACGUGAACUGCAACAUAGAGAUUACAUGCGGGGUUAAAAGAACCAGCGGGGAGUUAUACGUGAGUGGGAUGAGUUUAACUGUUCAGGACAUAGAUGGGAAGUGUUUAAGCGGGAAGAACAGUAUGGAAGUUCUACAAGGACUUACGGUGGCGGAGCGGCGGAGCACAAGGUUCAACGGCGGAGGUGAUGACCUGAAAGGGAGAUACGAAGAGUAUAUUCAAAUGAGAAGAGAGAGAAAAGAGAUGAUGGAGAUGAGAGAGAGGCGGCUUGACCUGGCUUGUGUUGCUGGUGGAAUAGUUUUCUUGAUGGCAUUUUGGUCAUUGGCUCUCUACUAA